UUUGCGAUGGAGGACGUUUACACGAUCAAAGUGAAGAGUAAACCUGACACCAGAAACUUAUAUCCUUCGGAGAGGAGGUACUCUGCGUCCACUGUCUCUGGUUUGGCGUGGGUCCACAUAGCUUUGGCUGCAACGUCAUUAUUACUGGCCUGUUUAGCCAUUAUAAGUCCUAACACGGAACUGAAACUUUCAAACAACAAUACAGACGUUAAUGAUACAGAAUUGUUAUUAAAUACUACAGAUAAUAUAGACAAUGUAACAGAUUAUGUUAAGGAUAAUUGUAAUAAUGAUAAUAGUUAUAUUCUCGUGUUAGCCCCGACUUUAAUAGCUGUUUUUGCUCUCGCCGCCGGUAUAGCGUCCAUUCUGGCUUCUGUAAAAUGGUAUAUGGACAAUAAUAUAACUUGGUUGUUUGUUAUAUCUGUAAUAUCCACUAUAGCAUCAUUUUCCUCGUUUAUAAUGAUACUCGUUUGGUUCAUAACGACCGCUGAAGGCGAUAUAUCGGAGUUUUAUAAGGAGAAAAUUCCGUUUAAAGAUUAUAUUGUUGUAAAACACACAGAUGUUUUAGAUAGAAAUGAAUCACACAUCCUCGUGACCUUAAACUCAAACUCGGGAGGUAACAAUACAUAUUUGUUUACCAAACGUGUGCUAUCAAUAAAUAUACUAAUUGCAGCGGCUCUUGAACUGCUGUGGUCGUUGUUGAGUGUCAAAAUAUCGUAUAAAGGCAUGAGAAGUAAUUACAAAGAUGAUAAUAAUCAAAGGAGGGGCAAUUGUAUUUCCGUAGUGACAACUAUCAAAGGGAACGACCCUAAGAACAUGCCGAGGAACGGUAAACUGGUCCCGCAAAAACCAGAUUUGAUAGAACACUAUCCGAGCAAAAAGAUCAAAAGGAUUUUCCUCGCGCAGAGCGACAACGAGUUUUACUUGAAAUCUCAGAAUAAUAAAGCGAAACAGAACACAGAAACAAGCUCCGAGUUCUAUAAAGAGCGUAUGUUGAAUUUUCUGAACAGAUGCGCAUCACUAGAGAUGUCUGACACAGAAAUGAGAACGCCAAGUGUACAAUCUGAAGCGGUUCUAAAUCCUAUACCUGAAAUAAAUAGCGUUGAUAUUAAUAAUGAAAAUAAAGCAGAAAAUGAAGUCAAGGACCGUAGUACACCGGUCAGUUGGGGCGACACACCCGAUCACACGAUUUACAAUCAGAACACAAUAAAUUUCGAGAAAAUCUUCAAGUUUGGUAAAAAGAAUGAGGUGGACAGUGAAAAGAUAAAUGAGAUAAGUGAAAAUGCUGAAUAAUAUGGCGUGACUGGAGUAACUUGCUCAAUGAAUGGACUAGAAAGUGUGUAUUGCACGCAGAACUGCAAAACUGUUGUUUUAUCGAAACGACCUUAAGUUAUUGGGGUCGAUUAAUUGGGCAAAUUGGUCGUGUAUAGAGCAAGAAAAUAGUCAAGAGGGAGCAAUAACUAUGUAGCUAUAAGUAACAACACAAUAUGUAUAAUAACUAACUUGUGUAUAAUAAUAUAGCAAGAAAAUAGUCAAGAGUUGACGGCCUUGGUCUAGCGGUUUAGCACACCGCCUUACUUCCGAUGGUCGCGGGUUCGAGUCCUCGCACGACACAAACAUUUGUAUUCAUGAGUAUGAUUGUUUGUAUCGGU
Molecule: messenger RNA, 1649 nt
Organism: Achroia grisella
Lineage: Eukaryota; Metazoa; Arthropoda; Insecta; Lepidoptera; Pyralidae
Exons: 1
Coding region: 7-1290 (427 amino acids)
Source: RefSeq, a predicted model, not a curated record